UGUCGCAGCUUGAUGAUUCAUGUAGCUGUUAGCCUUCUCCCUCCCUUCCCCUCUAUUGUUUGAGGUUUUGGUAAAGGGCUUGACAGACACCGCAUGUACCGCUGGAACUGUCCAUGCUGUGGAAUAGUAUCGAUAUAGGGUAAAGGUGUGUGUGUGUGGGCACCACCUGUCAGUGCAGGAACAGGAUGUGAUGUCAUAGCGAUAGCAGCUUCCAUCUUUCUGUCCAGCUUUGUGUUUGCGAGUGGGGAGGGGGGGCCCUUCCCGCUCCAAGGACAGGACAUGUUUGAAGUCAAACCCCGGGCGGUGGAGAAGAAGGAGUCGAGCACAGAGACAGAUGAGGGGCUGGGCAGCAGCGGGAGGCAUCAUGGCUCGGUGGGCUCCGGGUCGGCCGGCUCCGGCUCCGUGUACCUGUCAGACAGUCAGGACUGGGUGGUUUCCCCAAGCUGCUCUCCAGACGAAGGCUCCAGCCAACACAACGCCAUCUCCCCCGUGCUGGCAGAGGAAACCUUCCGCUACAUGACAUAUCUUGCUUUGGAGCCCACCUCUUAUUCCCACCCCGGCUCCCAGAGCCUCUCCAAAGUCCUCAGUGCCGAUCGCGUGGAGCAGAUGACCAAGACGUACAAUGACAUCGAAGUGGUCACACACCUUUUGGCUGAGCGGGACAGGGACUUGGAGCUGGCAGCGCGGAUCGGUCAGUCACUCCUGCAGAGAAACCACCUGCUGCAGGAACGCAACGAGGCCUUAGAGGAGCAGCUAGCACAGGCCCUGGACCAGGUUCAUCAGCUGCAGCAUGAACUCACCAAGAAGGACGAGCUGCUGCGGAUGGUGGCCAGCGCCUCGGAGGAGAGCGAGACCGACUCCAGCGUGUCCACGCCCCUGCAGCAGGCUCUGCCGCUGGGGGGAACCACCGCCGCCGCCGCACUCAGCCAGCUGGAGUGUCUGCAGAGCAAGCUGCAGGAGCUGGAGGAGGAGAACCUGGCGCUGAGGUCUGAGGCUCAUCAACUGAAGAGAGACACUAUCACCUAUGAGGAGAAGGAGCAGCAGCUAGUGAGCGACUGUGUCAAGGAGCUCCGUGAGUCCAACACCCAGAUGGUCUCUCUGACGGAUGAACUGUCCCUGAAGAACGAGGAGCUGCUCAGACACCAGGAGGAAAUCGCUCAGCUGCUCUCCCAGAUCGUGGAGCUGCAACACAGAGUGAAGGAGCUGGCUCUGGAGAAAGAGGAGCUGAGGAUCCAUUUGCAGGCCUCCAAAGAUGCUCAGAGGCAGCUCACGGCCGAGCUGAACGAGUUGGCGGAGAGGAAUGCCGAGUGUGUGGAGAUGCUCCAUGAGUCUCAGGAGGAGAUCAAAGAGCUCCGCAGUAAAAACUCUCCCUCUGCCGGGAUGCGACGGCACCUGUCCUACGGCCUCUACCCCAUGGACUCUCUAGCAGCAGAGAUCGAGGGCACCAUGAGGAGAGAGCUGAGUGUGGAGGAGGAGACUGCCUUUCAGGACCAAAGAAUAUCCCAGAAGCGAGUUUUCCAAACAGUCCGCUCCGUCAACGCCUCGGCAUCGCGGCCAGCUUCAGCUACGCCUCCGAUCCCCGGCUCAGGACAGAGCUCUCUAGUGAUGACAGCGCAGCCCUUCCAGUCCAUUCAGGGGGAGGAGGUGCGAAUGGGCCAGCCCGGCUGUCCCGGUGGAAACGACCUCACAAGAGCCCUCCACCGCCUGUCGCUGCGACGACAGAACUUCCUGUCCGAGCGUCAGUUCUUCCAGGCGGAGCGCGAGAAGAAGCUGCAGGUGCUGGCGGGGGCGGAGGCAGACGGAGAGGGCAGCGGCUGCAGCUCACCGAUGGGCAGCGUGGUCUCGUCUUUCUCUAACCUGUCGGAGCUCUCCUUCAGCUCCAGUGUCUUUAAGACCUUCCUGCCUGAGAAGCUUCAGAUCGUCAAACCCAUGGAAGGCUCACUGACGCUCCAUCACUGGCAGCAGCUGGCUAAACCGCACCUGGCCACCAUCCUGGACCCACACCCGGGUGUAGUGACGAAGGGUUUCCGCCCGCUGGCUCAGGACGCUGUCUACCACCUCUCUGACAUGGAGGAGGAUGAGGAGGAUGAAGAGCUCAGAGGGGCUGGUGUCCUGGAGAAGGGGGCAGCAGAGCGGGGUAAGGAGGAGGAGGAAGAAGAGGAGGACGAGGAAGAGGAGGAGGGCGGGAUCACCUUCAAGGUGCGCUACACAUCUACACCAGAGGAGAGGAAGGAGAGGAAGCAGUCGGUGUCACCGCUCCCUGUCCCGCCUCUCUCCCCCACCAUGCCCACGUCAUCCUCCUCGGUCAGAUCGGACAUCUGUCUGACACCUGCAGCUCAACUAGUCACUGAGACGUCCAGCCUAUCACCUCAGCCCAUUCCACAAGUCUCUGCAGCAGCGGUCCAACCACAGAGUCAAAUUUGCACUUCAAUAUCAACAACGGCAUCUUCCUCUGUCCAAAAUCCAGGGAAGUGUCAGAGCUCCACCUUCUCCACCUACACCUUCACGACCUGCCGCAUCCUGCACCCCAGUGAUGUCACACAGGUCACCCCGAGCUCUCAGUCAUCUCUCAUGGCCAACACACCCAGCUCCAUGAGGACAGGUCCCAGCACCCCUGUGACCCCCUGCAGACUGAGCCUGGGUGACUCCUUCCCCCCUCGACGCCCCCCUGCACCCACAAGCAGCCUGGCCAAGCUGGUCCUGGAGAGGGGCAUUUCGGCACAGGUGUCCACUGACACUCCACCUUCAUCCCCGAAACCCACACCACGGCAGCCCCUCUACCGUUUCCUCCCAAGUACACCCCCUAACUCCCCCACCCACUCGCCCUGUCCCUCCCCUGUGCCCAUGGAGCCUCGCCAGCACCCAGCCGACAAUUUUCUAGCCUCGCGGCCGGCAGAGCUUUUUCUCCAGGACGUUUACGGGUUGAAUCUGGGCCGUGCCCCACAUCCCGACCUACCGAGCACCUCCCAGGAAACCCCAGCCCUCGCCUCUUCAGGCCGAGCCAGGUCCGAUCCGGUCAGCGUCGGCCUGGUGGAGAGGCUGCGGCGGCUGGGAUUCACUAAGGUUCUCCACGGCUCGGAGUCUGAGCCGCGUAAGGAUUCUGCCACUUUUGUUUCGGCAGGCGGGGGGAGCCUAUUGGACGGCCUGAGGCGCAACCAGAGCCUCCCGGCCAUGAUUGGUGCCAGGGCGGGAAAGCCAGUCGGUCACCCCACGCCUCCUCUUCAUCCCACCUCCCUAGCCCUCCCCCCACCACCAUGGGGAAACCUUAAAGAGCGGCGCCGGCAUCUUGCCUCAGUCUCCCGUGUCCCGUCAAGUUCACCCAAGCACUGAAGAGAGGGAUGGACUGGGAGGGCGCAUACUCGAGAACAUGAACCUCCUCCUUUACACCUUCAUCCCCUCCUUCUUCCUCUGAUCUCUCCUCCUUUCUGCCUUUGGAGAGACGAGUCAGGGCAUCGACGGGCAAAACAAUCCCUCCUUUAUAAGACUUAAUUUUAAAGCACAAUUAAACUAAACUGACUGUUUUUAGCGACAACGCAGUGUCUGUGUGUGUGUAGAUGUUUGCCAUGAUGCUAGUUGUCAAGACCUUAGCUCGCCUCUGAACAGGUUGUUCAGCUUUGUACCUCCCAGUCGUGUAAGAAUUAGGUUUUGUAGUUUUCCUGUGAGGCUCUGGAUGUUCAGGCACAUGUGGAGGAGAGAAGGAACAUGUAAGUGGAAGAAGGGUUUGUGGAAGUGGAUUAGAAAAGAGCAAGAGUUAAGGCACGGUAAAGCUGUAAAGAGAAGAGAGAGUAAGAAGAGAAAGUGAGUGUAAGGUGAAGAGAGAAGGACUGAGCAUCCAGAGUUUUCACAUUUCAAGGGCUUGUUUUGUUCUGGGCUGGAAAAGCUUUAAUCUGUAGUAAAACAGCAUCAUGUUGGCCGACCAUUCCCAUAACACAGUGACUGGUUUGACAACAUCUGUCUCGGCACAUUAAACCUUUAGUCACAAUGGAAGGGAUUCAGUUUGCUUUUAUUACUUGAGAACUGGACUUAAGUGCUAGCUGGCUCAACGGCAUACUGCCAGGCUCAUCUUGUAGUCAGACCAUGCCUCUAACAUGCCAGUAUUAAUAUUAUAAUAACUUUACAAUAGACCAUUGUUGCACAAAUGUCUGGUGACCGUCCACGUGCCCUUCCCCUUUUCCUGCCUCCUGCAAGCGUCUGCAUGACACGUCUAAAGCGACCUUGCCUACAGGUUCCCAGCAUGCACCCUGUUGGCAGACGGGUGGGGCCAGGCUGAAGGCGAGGCCAGAACCAAAUCAAAA
Molecule: messenger RNA, 4295 nt
Organism: Seriola aureovittata
Lineage: Eukaryota; Metazoa; Chordata; Actinopteri; Carangiformes; Carangidae
Gene: trak2
Product: trafficking protein, kinesin binding 2
Exons: 17
Coding region: 280-3330 (1016 amino acids)
Biological process (GO): anterograde axonal transport of mitochondrion; neurogenesis
Cellular component (GO): dendrite
Molecular function (GO): GABA receptor binding
Source: RefSeq, a predicted model, not a curated record